Molecule: messenger RNA, 1430 nt
Organism: Oncorhynchus gorbuscha (pink salmon)
Lineage: Eukaryota; Metazoa; Chordata; Actinopteri; Salmoniformes; Salmonidae
Exons: 6
Coding region: 245-1186 (313 amino acids)
Source: RefSeq, a predicted model, not a curated record
CUCAGUACAUUGCCCUCUACAUGUUAGUUCAUAGUAAAAGUUGCCAGUUCUGUGUUGCCCUAUUUAAUGGUCACUACAGAAAUAAUGUAUUUUUAAUAGGUAGAUUUGAAUGGGCAGGGCAGGUUCACUCUCAGUCUGUUCUUUCUGAUAAGGUGUGUUUGUUAACCUUCUCACUCUACUGCUUGACUCUGUAACAGUCCCAUAUUCCUGGUAUCCAUUCACCUCACUCCAUCGCUGCAAGACAAUGAAGGAUACACACACCCUGCUCAAUCUGCUUCUGCUGUUUGUGUACCUUGCAGGAUCAGCUGUGACCACUGAUGGAGGGAAGGACAGUCCCAAUGGUCCCUUGGAACUAACUAUUUUGGGACCUGACUUUGUGACUGUGGGCGUGCCAUGCAGUUUUGACUGUUCCGCCCAGUGCUCUCCUUCCUGUAGCUACAGAAUGAGUAUCGACGGGCAGAUUGGGCAGGGGAACGAAGUGUUCUUCACAGCUCGCCAAUGGGAGGAGUCCCUAAACCUCACAUGCACUGCAAGGAAUGCUGACUCUGGGAGGUCCUCUACAGUAACAAAGAUGCUGCAGGUUUUAGCUGGACCAAGCAAUGUAUUGAUCACAAGCCCUGACUUGAUGACCCCAGGGGCCCCACAAAGCUUCAAGUGUAACGCCGACUGUCGUCCCUCCUGCAACUACACUUGGGGGAUAAAGGGCCGAUGGCUCGGGGGGCAGGGGAAUGAGAUUACCGUAACUCCCGAAGAGUUGGCCACCUCUGUUACCCUGAACUGCAAGGUUAUCAACAGUGUGUCUGGGCUCUAUGCCAUGGCCACCAGGACAAUACCUGUAACAUCUGGUCCAUCAGAGGUCCACGUCAUUGGUCAAGACUCUGUUGCAGUUGGCUUCAAGUCCAAGUUUCGGUGCACUGCCAAAUGCAUUCCUGCUUGUGACUACUGGUGGAUCGUUGAUGGUCACACUGUUUAUGGCAGUGAGAUGGAGAUGACGGUCGAGCGACAUGUAAAGUCAGAGAAGAUUAAGUGCUACGCUCAGAAUACGGUCUCAAUGAAUUUUGACUUGGCAACCAAGACCGUACGGGUGGGAGAUGAUGGAAAAUCCAUGGCCACACAGGCUAAACAGACUAUAGACCUGCUUCUGUUUGCCUUUACACUCUCACUCUACACUGUAAUAUCACCGUAAUCCAGGAGAGGGCCGUUUUGUACAAGGAAGUAAGCUGUUCUCCACACGCACAUCUGAAUCAUUUGAAAUCAUGUCAGCAUUAUUACAAACAGUGCCUUCCAUAUCAGGAUGUUAAGCAUAUUUGCUGAUGAUAAGUGGAGUGGAAAGGCUUGGCUGAAUCUUUCAAUAUUAAAGCACUACGUGUGUGCAAGCACGUUUAUACCCUAUUUGGAAUAAAUAUUUAAUAAAGACAAAUUUACAUUAA